Molecule: messenger RNA, 5446 nt
Organism: Miniopterus natalensis
Lineage: Eukaryota; Metazoa; Chordata; Mammalia; Chiroptera; Miniopteridae
Gene: DCBLD2
Product: discoidin, CUB and LCCL domain containing 2
Biological process (GO): wound healing
Cellular component (GO): plasma membrane
Molecular function (GO): signaling receptor activity
Source: RefSeq, a predicted model, not a curated record
AGCCUCCACCCUCCCCGCUGCGACUCCUCCUCUCCUAUGCCUCUGUUCCUCCUGUCCCUACUUAUCCUGCUCCUGCUGCUUGAGGACGCUGGAGCCCAGCAAGGUGAUGGAUGUGGACACACUGUACUAGGCCCUGAAAGUGGAACCCUUACGUCCAUAAACUACCCACAGACCUAUCCCAACAGCACCGUUUGUGAAUGGGAGAUCCGUGUAAAGAUGGGAGAGAGAGUGCGCAUCAAAUUUGGUGACUUUGACAUUGAAGAUUCUGAUUCUUGUCAUUUAAAUUACUUGAGAAUUUAUAAUGGAAUUGGAGUUAGCAGAACUGAAAUAGGCAAAUACUGUGGUCUGGGGUUACAAAUGAACCAUUCAAUUGAAUCAAAAAGCAAUGAAAUUACAGUGCUGUUCAUGAGUGGGAUCCAUGUUUCUGGACGAGGAUUUCUGGCCUCAUACUCGGUUAUAGAUAAACAAGAUCUAAUUACUUGUUUAGACACUGCACCCAGCUUUUUGGAACCUGAGUUCAGUAAAUACUGUCCGGCCGGUUGUCUGCUUCCUUUUGCUGAGAUAUCUGGAACAAUCCCUCAUGGAUACAGAGAUUCCUCGCCACUGUGCUUGGCUGGCGUGCACGCAGGAGUGGUGUCAAACGUCCUGGGUGGCCAGAUCAGUGUUGUAAUUAGUAAAGGCAUCCCGUACUAUGAAAGCUCUUUGGCUAACAACGUCACAUCUGUGGUGGGACACUUAUCUACAAGUCUUUUUACAUUUAAGACAAGUGGUUGUUACGGAACCCUGGGCAUGGAAUCUGGUGUGAUUGCCGAUCCUCAGAUAACGGCCUCGUCUGUGCUGGAGUGGACUGACCACACCGGGCAGGAGAACAGUUGGAAACCCGAAAAGGCCCGGCUGAGGAGACCAGGGCCACCCUGGGCUGCUUUUGCCACUGAUGAGUAUCAGUGGUUACAGAUAGAUCUGAACAAGGAAAAGAAGAUAACAGGUAUUGUGACCACUGGCUCCACCAUGGUGGAGCAUAACUACUACGUGUCUGCCUACAGAAUUCUAUACAGUGACGAUGGGCAGAGGUGGUCUGUGUACAGAGAGCCUGGUGUGGAGCAGGAUAAGAUAUUUCAAGGAAACAAAGAUUAUCACCAGGAUGUGCGUAAUAACUUUUUGCCACCAAUUAUUGCACGUUUUAUUAGAGUGAAUCCUACCCAAUGGCAGCAGAAAAUUGCCAUGAAAGUGGAACUGCUUGGAUGUCAGUUUAUUCCUAAAGGUCGUCCUCCAAAACUCACUCCACCUCCACCUCCUCGGAACAGCAAUGACCUCAGAAACACUACAGCCCCUCCAAAAAUAGCCAGAGGUCAUCGCCCAAAAUUCACUCAGCCGCUACAACCUCGCAGGAGCAAUGAAUUUCCUGCACAGACAGAACAAACCACUGCCGCUCCUGAUAUCAGGAACACAACUGUAACUCCAGAUGUCACCAAAGACGUAGCCUUGGCUGCAGUACUUGUGCCGGUGCUCGUCAUGGUCCUCACCACUCUCAUUCUCACAUCAGUGUGUGCCUGGCAUUGGAGAAACAGAAAGAAAAAAACUGAAGGCACCUAUGAUUUACCUUACUGGGACCGGGCAGGUUGGUGGAAAGGAAUGAAGCAGUUUCUCCCUGCGAAGUCCGUGGAGCACGAGGAAACCCCAGUUCGCUACAGCAGCAGUGAAGUCAAUCACCUGAGUCCGAGAGAGGUCACCACAGUGCUGCAGACGGACUCUGCAGAGUAUGCCCAGCCGCUUGUGGGAGGAAUUGUUGGCACACUUCAUCAGAGGUCUACCUUCAAACCAGAAGAAGGGAAAGAAACCGGCUACGCUGACCUAGAUCCUUACAACUCCCCAGUGCAAGAAGUUUAUCACGCCUACGCCGAGCCACUCCCAAUCACGGGGCCCGAAUAUGCCACCCCAAUCGUCAUGGAUAUAUCGGGCCACACCACAGCUUCAGUGGGUCUGCCCUCAACGUCCACUUUCAAAGCUACAGGGAACCAACCUCCUCCUCUAGUGGGAACAUACAACAGUCUCCUCUCCAGGACUGACAGCUGCUCCUCAGCCCGGGCCCAGUAUGAUACCCCAAAAGGGGGGAAGCCAGGUCCAGGUGCCCCUGAGGAGUUGGUGUACCAGGUGCCACAGAGCACACAGGAGGUGUCGGGAACAGGGAGGGAUGGUGACAGUGAUGUUUUUAAAGAAAUCCUUUGAAGGUAAUGCUGCUUUUUACAAAGCAUCGUUUUAAAGCACAUGGCUUUUUUUUUUCUAUUAGUGGUAGUAAUAUAUAGAAUGUAUUGCCUAUCUGUCACAGAUGUAGUCGGGGGAAGUUGAUGACCGAGGUACAGGAAACUACUAAUCUUGCCAUCUUGCUUUAAGAGUGUUACUGUGGCAGUUACUGCUUGCCUGUUAAAUUUCGAACAUCCUGUUUGUUACUACUGUAAAACACUAUUUUUAAUACAGAAAAAGCUCCCUACUAUGCACUUCAAAGAAAUUAAGUCACUGAGAGUAUUUAUUACCAAUGCUGCAGGUACAUUUGAUGAACUCGGGAUGGCUUUGUAAGCCUGACGCAAUAACGCAUGGUACUGUUCUUAAAAUUUCUAAUAGCUUGAACUGCUCUGUGUGGAAGGUGGGUACUAUCAUGAUUUCCUCCCCUUCUAUUCCUAUAUUGCUUUCUGGAUUUUUAAAAAAGUAAUAGUGAUACAUAAUCAUUGUUUUGAUUGCAGUCAUACGCAGUCCAUUUUCCCGUGGUAAGAGCUGUAGGUAAGAAACUCUGGCUUGUGAGCAGGGUGAUUGUCACUUUUUGGCUCAGGUGCUUUGACACUCACGGUACAUGACCUGGUCUCAUCCCUGCUCGUUCCGCCAGGGGGCCUUGGUGGCCCAGCCCCGGUCUUGUGUUUGUAAAAUGUUUUGAGUUUUUUCAGUGGGUGAUACUUGCUCUGUCAAACCUCAUGAAUUCAGAUCCUCUGAUGUGUUUAAGUUUACUUCUCUAUGUGGAAACAGGAACUUUGCAAUUUAGAAAAGCUAUAAAAGAGAUUCACUCCCUCUCCUCCAACCUUAUUUGCAAUGGAUUUUCCUAGGAGGGUCGUGAAAAGUUGAGGGCUUCCAAGUAGACGCUGUAAACUCGACCACUUGUAUUUGUCACAGUGAAAGGCAAAAUCAUUCUUCAGAAGUCCUGCAAAUUACCUUUACAGAAAGUAACCGGAAUUUGCCCUCUUUGGUUUUAGAUAUUUUUCUUUGAACCUCAAGGUAUUUUUUAUUUUUAGUGUUUUCUGUAGCAAACUAUGAACCCAACCCGUAUUCUUGAGCUCUGCGUGAGUGUGCCCUCAUCUGUGUGGUGAGUGUGAGUGCUUUAUCUCGUACCCAGGGAGGAGGCGUUGCAACAUCCUCGCAUGGACUGUUCUUGAAGUUUUUGAUUCCUCUGGGCAACUUAACUUGUCCACACUGGCCCAGAGCUAGUUUUAGAUGGGUGAGCUACAAACCACCUGCAGUUUAUCAGCCUCAAGCGUAAGAACCAUGGUUAAGUCUUUGGAUAGCAACGCGACGCAAGCUGGCCGUGUAAAAGUUGGCAUCCCUGCUCCUAUAAACCUUAAUUGGGGGGCUUAACAGAAACAUACUUUUCCAUCAAGUCCUAGUCAUUUUCGAUGGCCUGGGCCACCAGAUUGUGAUGUUGCCUCCACAGGGACAGCAGUAAAACAUUGCUUCAAAAUAGAACUUUCUGCAGCCUCCCUGCCCUCUACUUGGAUGCUUUUGUUGGUUUUAUUUUCAUUUGCUUUUCCUUUUCCAGGCACACUAUGAGGCAUGUUAUCCAUUGAAACACCAAUACAUUUUGUUUCGAAAUAUUUGAAACAAAAAGCACAGGUGUUGAGCUUUUACUAGAACAUAUGAAUGUGUAAAGCACAUGUGUGAACGCUGCCGUCCCCUUUCAGGUGGGAAGAGAGUAAACCAGUCGCUUUAUUUUUUUAUUCAUCCUUGGUACAGAGAGAAUAUACUUUUCCUAAUACCAUAUACCUGUUUGAAGCUUUAAGAGAAAUGUUUUCAGUAGCCAUUUCGUUUUCCCAAAGACACUUGCUGUUUUGUGUAACUGUACACCUACCUUUCCCAUGGAACUGUUUUGAGAAGCAAAUGUUUUCUUCCAUGACGCAUGUUUUAAGACUUGAUUCCUGUUGCCACUGUGCUAUCCUUGAACUGCCAAUGAUUUUACAAAUAUCUAGUUUUUACUACUUUUAUGUAUUUUACUUUCCAAAUGAAGAGCUGAGCCUGGUACAAAGGGUUGUUCUGGUUUUGUACUUUUAGUUUUCAUAGUAGAGUUUUGGGGUUUGGGGUUUGUUUUUUUAACAUUUAUAUGUUUGAUAUAUAUAUAUAUAUACAGCUUUGGAGACAAUCAAGUAACAACUGAAAAUGUGAAAGUAACCAUUUUUUACAAAAUUUCCUUGAAUUGUUAUUCUUUGCUUGAAACAUGUAAAAGACUUAAGUCACUGUGGUUUAUUGGAUUAAUUUCUUUCCUGUAAAUACAAUUAUAAAAAUAGAACCAGACAAUGGUGCAACAAGUGUGGCCAUUUCUCGUUUCCUAAAAUUACACUGACUUCGCUGUUACUUGAUCUUAGGAACCAGCACAGUUAGAGAUAAGAUAUUGUGAAUGCCGACUUAUAUUUUAUUAAAAGCUGUAAAUCUAAAUAGAUCCUAUUGUAUGCAGGGUCUAGUCCAGUUAUUUAAGUUCAUGUUUCACUAUUUGCACUUUGCAUUGAACAAUGGGUUUAGUUCACUGAUGAAACGGUUCAUAGAGAAUUGAUACAGUGAUUGAAAUGAUGACAUUAUGUAUAUAUUUGCCCUUCCUCCCACAGGGGGAGCAGAAAAUGAGCUCAUCUAAACAUGAAUGCAGCUGUAAUUGUAUGGAAAGUGGUAAAGCAUGAACUUACUUGUCCACAGUGUUGCUGGGAGAGCAGAAGGGGUAUAGAAACACCAUGGCAGGUGAUACAAUUAGAAAGAACUAAUAGAUUAUGCUUUCCAGACCUUUUUAAGAGAAAUGAAUGAAGCUCUACCUGAAAAACAAAUUACCUUUUAGCUCUACCUUUCAGUUCUGAACUUGAAGUCCCUAAACUGCAAAAUCUAAGUAAGAGCUAGAUGGUUAUAAAAAUACUUUUUAGGUCAAGUGUGGUACCAAUAUCCCAUUUAAUCCAACUUGUGAUUAGUUUCUUCAUCUUUCCUCUCUUUUUUUGGCACUGGGAAGGGUGGAAAUAAAACACGUAUUGAACAUAUUGGAAGUAAAAAUGGCUUAAGUGUCCAUGAUAUUCUCCCAGAAUGUACUUUUCUUACCUCGGCAUGUACUGUAGUCACUCAGUAUUUGUAUAUGUUGCUAGAAUCUAGAUUGUAUAAAUAGUGAGAUUUUAAUGUGUUCAUGUGUUUUUAAUAAAUUGUAUAUGUGUCUUGCUCA